Molecule: messenger RNA, 2220 nt
Organism: Fundulus heteroclitus (mummichog)
Lineage: Eukaryota; Metazoa; Chordata; Actinopteri; Cyprinodontiformes; Fundulidae
Gene: dnajb11
Product: DnaJ heat shock protein family (Hsp40) member B11
Exons: 10
Coding region: 135-1217 (360 amino acids)
Biological process (GO): protein maturation; protein folding
Cellular component (GO): endoplasmic reticulum
Molecular function (GO): misfolded protein binding
Source: RefSeq, a predicted model, not a curated record
GGAGCUUGCAGACGCGCCGCGGUGGGAGGGCUCUCUCUGACAGGAGGAAGAAGGCUUGUGAGUGGCAGCGGGAUCGGAGCCUCUAAAGCCGGCUGUUACCUUCUCUGUCGUCUCCUUCUCGACUCCGGGGAUCUAUGGCUAAGAAAGGGAUUACCAUCUGUAAUGUGUGCUGCCUGCUCCUUUACAUCGCGACGGCGGUGCUGGCCAGUCGAGAUUUCUAUAAGAUCCUGGGGGUGAGCAAGUCUGCAUCCAUCAGGGACAUAAAGAAGGCCUACAGAAAGCUGGCUCUGCAGCUACACCCCGACAGGAACCCCGACGACCCCGACGCCCAGGACAAGUUCGCAGACCUGGGAGCAGCUUAUGAGGUCCUGUCCGAUGAGGAGAAAAGGAAACAGUAUGACAAGUACGGAGAAGACGGUCUCAAAGAAGGCCAUCAUAGUUCCCACAACGAUAUCUUCUCCAGCUUCUUUGGGGAUUUUGGCUUCAUGUUUGGGGGAAAUCGGCAGCAGCAGGACAGGAACAUCCCCAGAGGAAACGACAUCGUCCUCGACCUUGAAGUCACGCUAGAAGAGGUGUACUCUGGGAACUUUGUGGAGGUUGUGCGAAACAAGCCUGUAGCCAAAGAAGCUCCCGGUAAAAGGAAGUGUAACUGCAGGCAGGAGAUGAGGACGACGCAGCUCGGACCGGGCCGCUUCCAGAUGACUCAGGAGACGGUGUGCGACGAGUGUCCCAACGUGAAGCUGGUGAACGAGGAGCGAACCUUGGAGGUGGAGAUUGAGCAGGGGGUGAGAGAUGAGAUGGAGUACCCCUUCAUCGGAGAAGGCGAACCUCACAUCGACGGCGAGCCCGGAGAUCUGCGAUUCCGCAUCAAAGUGCUGAAACAUCCGGUGUUUGAGCGCAGAGGAGACGACCUUUACACAAACGUGACCAUUUCUCUGGUCGAGGCGCUGGUCGGCUUUGAGAUGGACAUCGUACAUUUGGACGGUCAUAAGGUCCACAUAGUGAGAGACAAGAUCACUAAACCCGGAGCUCGACUGUGGAAGAAAGGAGAAGGUCUGCCGAACUUUGACAACAUCAACAUCAGAGGUUCCCUCAUCAUCACCUUCGACGUAGAGUUUCCUCAGACACAACUGGACGAUCAGCAGAAAGAUGGUAUUCGGAGUAUCCUGAAGCAGGGAUCGGUACAGAAGGUUUACAACGGACUACAGGGAUACUGACCCAGCGACAGACUCAGCCUGGACUCAUUUCUUUACUACAACCACAGGAAUACACUUGUUCAAGAUGUAUUUAUUAUUUACAGACUGUUCUCAGGACGGUUCAAUCUUGAUGGCUUUUAUUUUUUAAUCAUCUUGUCGGGAGCAGCAACAAUACUUUUAUUUAAGUGUAAAAUCAGGUGACGCUUCUGUAAACCUUUUUUUUUUUUUUUUUUUUUUUCUUGUCCUAACAAAGUCUACUGUAACAAUUUCUAAAUGUCUGAAACAAGCAACCUGGAGAAGACCUUUCUUUACAGUAACAAGAAGCCACAUUCGGAGUAAAUCUGCUCAGCUCUAAUUCUCACUUUAGACACUUUUUUUUUUUUUUUUUUAAAUGGGAAGGAACAAAACUAAUGUUUGUUUUUAGUUUUCCUAAUUUAUGUUGUUUGCUUUUGGCUCCUGACGGGAGAGGUGUCAUGCUGCGCUGCUCCCAGGUUCACUGUGGUGAGAGUUGAUCUCUUCGGUUAAACAGUGAGCACAGUUCUCUUUGGAUAUUUAGAGAAUUGUUUACUCCUCUUCCUACACCCCUAUAGACAUUUUUUCACCCCUUUCUACCCCCUCACUGAAGACUCAAUGGGACUCCAGCCUCCCCUUGGGAUUUUUAACGGGGCUUUCUGGUUUUGAUGCGACUGCAGCGCCGCCUCUCAGUCCAAAUUCUAAGGCGCUGAUGAAAACUAUCUGGCCAUUUUUACAUGUACAAGGGGAUAAUGUUCUUUACUGAAAAUAUAAAUAAAGAUUUAUACAAAUGUGACUAAAUGUCAUACCAUAAAUUUACCACUAGAUGGCACCAGAGUCGAAUAAAUGGCAUUUUACCAGCACUGGUUCUGUGCACAGUGCCUGCAGUUUAUCACUCGGGUCAUGUUGGGUUCUUAAACCUGCUGGUACCAAAGCAGAGACAUUGAGGUUUUUUUUGUGCUGCUAAAGUGUGUCUAUUUCUUACUGGAAAUAAAACUCUUAGCUCCCAGAA